CCGCAUGUUCUCGCGUCAGGCUUGCUGCCAGUGAGAAAAAGCAGAAACCGGACGGGUCGGCGCAAGCAGCCAUGAACGGGCGCAAGAGAUUUAUUAGAAUUGCACGUCUUUCUUCUCCAGGCCAGGCUAAUCGUCGAGCUCUCCCAACACAAGAAGCGCGCCAUCCAAGCGGGGUUGGCUUUGACUAAUCACCUGCAGGCCAGCAGAAAAAUAGGUAGCGCGUCGGCAUAGGCCUAGAGGCGAAGUCUGGCUGCUGCGAGCGCCCGCGGAGAAACACCACGCUGGUCCGCGACACAUCACCGGAAAAGGCGAAACCUUCGAGUGACGGACAGAUUCAUUCAUGGACGGCGUAGAUCUGCCCACUGCGGACGAGCAGCAGCAGCAGCAGGUACCCGCUUCUGCGGAGAGUCAGUCAAAGCCUGCGUCGUCCACGUCUACGCCCAAAGCUCGCCCUCGCAAGGGCAAGGGUAAGACCGAAGGUGGCAGCGCAGCAGACGGCGGGGACGGCAAGAGGAGGUGCGUUAGCACCGCAUGUAUAGCGUGUCGAAGGCGUAAAUCGAAAUGCGACGGCAAUCUCCCUGCAUGCGCCGCGUGUUCCUCCGUUUACAAUACCGAGUGCGUGUACGAUCCCAACUCUGAUCACCGUCGCAAAGGUGUAUACAAGAAGGAUAUAGACAAGCUCAAGACCCGCAACUCAACAUUAGAGGUGCUGAUCCAGGCCAUCCUCAACUCGACUGAAGAUGAGGUCCCUGCCCUCGUCAAACAGAUACGCACAUGCGAAAGUUUAGACUCGGUAGCUGAAAGUAUUCUGGCCAAGGAGGCUGGUCUGGAAGAGGAGGAUGAGGAAGUAGACGAGGGCGGAGGAGGCGCGGUGGGUCAUUUUGAGGGUGCGCUGAGUGGUAAAAUGGGCCAGUUGCAGCUUGAGGAAGGGUCGACACGGUACCUGGGCGGCACGUCGAACCUGAUAUACCUCACCAGCGAGGCCGAGGAUCUUGAUGCAGGCGGUGCCGUGGGGGUGCCAGAGCAAUAUGAUAGCCAACAGGAGGCUAUUGUGAGCUGGACGAACGUGACGAUCGACCCUGAGCUUGUCACGCAUCUCAUUGAAAUGUACUUCACCUGGCACUACACAUACUUCACAACGCUGUCCAAAGCGGCAUUCUACAGGGACUUCAUGCGGGGAAUGCCUCCUUCCGGGGUGAGGAAAUACUGCACCCCCUUGCUUGUCAACGCCAUGUUAGCUCUUGGAUGUCAUUUCACGAGUUGGCCGAAUGCCAGGGAAGAUCCUAACGACUCCGCUACUGCAGGUGAUCAUUUUUUCAAGGAGGCGAAAAGGUUGAUCAUGGCGAACGACGAGCACGAGCAUCCGAGGUUGACAACGGUGCAGGCGUUAGCCUUGAUGUCUGUGAGGGAGGCGGGUUGUGGGAGGGAGGCCAAAGGCUGGGUCUACAGUGGCAUGAGCUUCCGCAUGGCUUGCGACUUGGGCUUGAAUCUUGAUUCUGGAACACUCUCUGGCUCGCUGGAGUCGGGACUGGACGACGAGGAAAUAGACGUAAGAAGGAUUACGUUCUGGGGUUGCUUCUUGUUUGACAAGUGUUGGUCAAAUUACUUGGGACGUCUACCACAGCUUCCUCUCUCGAUCGUCACCGUGCCAAAGUUCGAGGUGUUCCCGAUGGAGGACUCGGCCAUAUGGGCUGCAUACACUGACUCCGGUGUCAACCAGUCGCAUGCGCAACCUUCAAGGACGAGAGCAGUCGCCUUGCAAAUAUCAGCGUUGUGCGAGAUUUCAAGCGACCUCAUGAACAAUUUUUACAAUCCCAUUGAUAUUGACAAGUCUAAAGGGAAGCAAGCCGAGCUGAAGAAACUCAGUGAUAUACAUCAACGACUUGAGACGUGGAGACGAAAUUUACCGCAGGAGCUAGAGCCCAAAGAAGGUGGCUUGCCGAGUAUGUUGGUCAUGCACAUGUUUUUCCAGUUGCUAUACAUUCAUCUGUUUCGGCCUUUCUUGAAAUACAAUCAGCAGAACUCUCCGCUUCCGCAAAAUGUUUCUCCACGACGACUUUGCACGCAAGCCGCGGGCAUGAUCUCCAAGUUAAUGCGGCUUUAUAAAAGAUCUCAUGGAUUGCGACAGAUUUGCAACAUUGCCGUUUAUAUCCUUCACACUGCUUGUACGAUACAUCUUCUCAACCUCCCAGAUAAGAAUGCGCGCCGAGACAUUACACAUGGUGUCAAGCACCUCGAAGAGAUUGCUGAGGGAUGGCUAUGCGCUAGGCGCACCCUAGCCAUUCUGCACGUUCUCUCACGCAAGUGGAAGGUCGAUUUACCCGAAGAAGCAAUCACCGUCUUGCAAAGGACGAAUAGUAAAUAUGGCGCUUGGGGAAUUGAAACGGCGAAGACACCGUCUCAAAAAUCAGAAAGCUUGUCUCCCUCAGCCAUGAGUCCGCCAGAAGCGAUGUUCCAACCCGUGUCUGCAAGCUCGAAUUUCAAUUCUCAGACGCAAAACCCCCAGACCGCUCAGAUCGGUGGUGUAUCGCCCCAUCCUGUCCAAGGAUCAAGCGAAAUAAAUACACUUCCUCCUCAGACAGUAGCAGAAAUGCAAGCUCGUCUUAUGCACACGUCGCCAGCACAAACUACACAACAUGGCACACCGGUAUCCCGCACGAGCAUCGACUCGAACAUGACACCUGCGGGCAACUCUCCUUCCGCCCUUUUUGGCGGUGUAGAUCAGUUGCUGCGCGACAGCCAGGAUUGGUGGUUAAGAGAUCAAAGCCAAUUGGCGCUAGGAUUCGAGCAAUGGCCUGUUGGUGACACGGAUUGGUCGCUUCCCAUGCCGAUUAGCCCACCGCCUGCACAGCAGAAUCAUCAUUCUAACGUGAAUGUAACUUCCUCGCCAGCUAUGCAGACACAGAGCAAUGGCGGGUAUCACACGACAGGAGGACAGUAUUCAGGGCUAAACGGAGCCAAUGGAUUGAACAUGCAGCCGCAGGGCUUCGGGAGUGGAAUCCAGCAGUAUCCUGAUGAACAUCAAUGGUACUCGUAAACCUAAAUUAGAAUUUCCUUUUGCGGUCAGUUAAGCGAAAAUGUGGAUGGUUUGGCAAACGGUGUCACGGUUCUGGACGGCUAUGUGUCUCUAUUAUAGAUGGGAUCUUUUGGCGGUGUUUAUGAUGCGUACGACGUGAUGUGGCAUGAGAACUGGUGUCUGGCGGAAAAUUCCACUUGUGCUCAGCAAUGGACCUGCUCUGUGGGGUCGACUACUUCGCUCUCAUCCUUCACUUUGAUAUCCAUCUAGUUCAUGGUUUGCGAUUGUUUAGCUUGGAUUGAACAGAAAGGGUUGAUCUCAUUCGAAUGGCCUUUUGCAUUUCACUCAGUUUUCAGCCUUAUGCAAACUUGCUUAAGUUUCGUUGUAUCACCUCAUUGGUCUUUGUGCGUCUUGGUGCGUCUUGUGUCUUGAACUAGGGCCUUCUUUUCGCUAUUAGAAUCUUCCUUUUCUUGUCGCCAUGAUUGCUCUGGGCAG
This is a messenger RNA of Verruconis gallopava, 3511 nucleotides long. RefSeq lists its product as uncharacterized. The transcript is spliced from 5 exons. NCBI's taxonomy places the organism in Eukaryota, Fungi, Ascomycota, Dothideomycetes, Venturiales, Sympoventuriaceae. Gene Ontology annotation, biological process: DNA-templated transcription; regulation of DNA-templated transcription. Gene Ontology annotation, molecular function: DNA binding; DNA-binding transcription factor activity, RNA polymerase II-specific; zinc ion binding. The record is from RefSeq and is a predicted model, not a curated record. The coding region runs from base 341 to 3037 and encodes 898 amino acids.